AUGUCACAUCAGUUGUGUCAGAAUUGUGGUUCGAAUCAAUUCGAACAUAUUGAUGGACGACUCUACUGUAUGAUCUGUCAAUCACAAAAUAUCGCGCUUCAAAUACAUGUUUCCUUUGCGAAUGAAGGUAAUGCUCAGUUAGGUCGACGCGUACGUGAUCAAACAAUAGGUACAUCGAUGCUCGAUGAAACACUUCCAAAAAUUGAAAUCUUCGAAGCAAAUGAAACAAUUUUACCAUCGACUAAUCAAACAGAUGAAACUAUUUCACGUUUGAAUGAACUAUCAGUUGACGACAAUGAACAGUUACUGAUGGAACAGCAUGUUUGGAGCACUUACGAAGUUUACAGUUAUAUAUUAAACCUUCAAGUUCAAUCUAUUAUUCAAUUAAGUUGCUUGAAACACGAGAAACAUAAGGACUUUCAAGAAUGUGCAUUUAUGCUCUAUUUGCGAUAUUUAUCGUCAAAUGGGAUUCUUGAAACUAAUCAACAGCGAGCACUAAUCAAACAGGAAGAGAGAAGAUUAAAAACUAAUCUACUUUCGAAACUUGUCUACUCAGAACGAUAUGAUCACUUAGCAAAAACGAACACACAUGUGAUCAAAAAGAAUCUAUGUGUAAUCAACUUAGAUAUUCUUGUCGGUUUGAUCCAUUGUGCAUCAACGUUAAUCAAUUGUCCAAUAACCAUCAAACAGUUGAUUGAAUGGAUCAAUACGAAUAAACUUCCGUAUUAUAAUAUAAAAACCUAUUUACCAAACUGGAUGCGAGCGACAGGACGUGAUCGAUUCAAUCUGGAAAAAUGCAAUAUUCACGCAGGAAAUCUAGUCUUUUAUUACAAUGAUUAUAUCCAACCAAUGAUUAAACCGUACAUAUCUCGGUGCAUAUUUCAAUCAGCUGCAUAUCUCCAUACGAUUCUUCUUCAUUUCUGUGAACUGAUUUGUCAACAGGUUUAUUUCCCUUUUGAUGAUGAUACUCGAACAUAUUUUCAAUCGAUGUGUACAAUCAUCACUCAAACCAAAUCAACUGGUCGACGUUUCUUAUGCACAACACUAGACUUCGAAUGGAGCGCACUUACAAUGAUUAUCAUUCUGAUUCUACUUCAAUCGAUAUACGAUGAAUUAUUCGAUGAAUUUAUUCAAAAUCUAUCAAAUAAACACCUAUUUUCUUAUUCAUUAUGGUUGCAGAAUUUGAAUCGAUUGAUUUAUUUAGAAUCAAUUCGAAACUAUCAAUUCUACGGACGAACAUCGGUCCUAUUAGAAUCGAUUACGGACAAUCAUUCCAAACUAAGAUAUAUGAAAAGUUUAUCGAAGAUAUUCACUCGAAACAUCCAAGUGACAAAUGACACAACUUUGGAAGAAGUCCAAGAAGAAGAAAACCAGAUCCGAAAGCUUCUAAUUAACAAUUCGAAACCAAGUUCAUUGGUCUAUGCAAUGAAAACCAAAGAAUUCUUUCUGAAACAUUAUCCGCAUAUAUCUUCGCGUUCUCUAUCAUUAUUUUUCGAAACAAUCAUCAAUACAUAUUCACCAACGCAUUUCUCUUUGGUGGAUAAAAGUGAAUUGUAUGAAACGAUUCUGGCGAACGUGCACGGGGCAACCAUCACGCAAAUAGAAUAUUUUUAUCUACUCCAUCAACGCUUUGACAUCGCAUCGUCAUCGAACUUCCAUUUGAAUAACCUUAUUAUGACCUUAACUAAAUACUCUUCGAUCCCAUACAAUCAAGAAUUCUUUUCAUUUUUCUCCAUAUUUUUGAAAACGUUUUGUUUUCAGGAUCAACAUCUUCAUCAUUAUUUCUAUCGAUCCACAUCGUCAAAACGUUUCAAUAGAGAAAACCUCUCCGACCAGAUCGGAAUGAAACAAUAUGGCAUUGAUCAAUUACCUAUUAUAUAUGAUAUUAAAUCUGAACAAGAACGAUCAACAAUAAAAGAGAAAGAAUGA
Molecule: messenger RNA, 1929 nt
Organism: Adineta ricciae
Lineage: Eukaryota; Metazoa; Rotifera; Eurotatoria; Adinetida; Adinetidae
Source: the annotation of a GenBank genome assembly